AUGAUGGACGGAGACAAACUCCACGCCCGGUGCACCUCGGAGGUCUUUGGCCGACGCCAACAGGAGGAUACGCUGCAUGAGGAGACGUUCAGGCAAACGAGGCAGUGGAGGGCAAGAGACACCAAGAACUUCAACCACGGCGGCCCAAGAGAUAACGAAUGUAAAAAACAGGCCCGCCAGCGCUACCGCUGUUUUUAUAAUGUGAAAUACACUAAAGCCAGAAUGACUGGUGACAGGUUGGCAGUGAAGCAGGAGGCAGACGACAGGGAUGAGGGAGAGGUGGAGUGUCGGGCUACGAAGCCGACGAGCUGUAAGGGGUCAAAGAGCAAAAAGAGCAGAGAGGGAGACGCCGGAGGACGGGCACAGUCCCCGGGGACGGAGGACAUCAGCAGGCAGAGGGAGUCGCAGAGAGGUGAGGGAAACAAAACAGGCGGUCAGGAGACAAACACGUCCGCGGAACAGGCCGGGCCGUCCGCAGAGGAAGCAGAAAGGACUGGCGGCGGGAGUGACGGGGGAGAGGACGGCACCCCGGGGAAAUGUGGUUUGGGAAGGAAUGGAACGGAGAAAACUGUGUUUUUUACGGGAAAGGAGCAGAGGACAAACAAAACGCACAAGAGCCACAGUGCAGAGGAGGCACAGACAACUCCGAGAAAGGAUGACAGUGACUUGAGAGAAGUGAGGACUUCCCAACAGAUGGCACUGGAAAAUGAGCGCUCAGGUAUGCAGGUUUGUCUUACAGAUGUGGAGCACAAGGAGCAUGCAGGGAAUGAGGCUACAGGGCAGGAAGCCACAGACAGGAGUGAAACAGCUCAGGGACCGAGGGACUCGCAGCCUCGGUGGAGACACGAAGACAAGCAGCAGUGGGACGUUUGGGAGGAGAAAACCAACGAGCUGAAGCCCAGGGGCCGAGACGAUAGAGGGUUCGCCGCGAGGGAGCAGCGAGGACAGAGGCACGAAUCAAGGAGCCGAGUCCAGAGCAGGUGGACCAGAGGAGACACCGUAAGGUCCCAGACGCUCAGAAACAGAUACAGGUGGCGGGCGGACGGGGAGAGUCGCGGCAAAGCAGGAGGUGCAGGGCCAGGGGAGAGCGAGGCAGGCGGAGAGAAGAGUGCAGGUGAGGAACGGAGCCAGCUGACUCGUGGAGGAGGGAGGUUUCACGCCUCAGAGGUCGAAGAGGAAAGCCGGCAGGGGAGCGGCAGGAGCAGCCCGCCGAGGCUCACAGGUGAGAGGAGCGGUGAGAGGAAGACGACACGCUCGGCACCCUGCGGCAAAACGUGGCGUCACAUCGGACGGGACUGUGCACUGCGUUUGUGCUCGCUGUCAUUCCCUCCACGAGGUCAAAACACCGACUUUAAACUGAGCCGCUCGGUUCAUUUAACAUAA
This is a messenger RNA of Myripristis murdjan (pinecone soldierfish), 1383 nucleotides long. Its product is annotated as golgin subfamily A member 6-like protein 2. The transcript has 3 exons. NCBI's taxonomy places the organism in Eukaryota, Metazoa, Chordata, Actinopteri, Holocentriformes, Holocentridae. The coding region runs from base 1 to 1383 and encodes 460 amino acids. The record is from RefSeq and is a predicted model, not a curated record.